Molecule: messenger RNA, 2952 nt
Organism: Scomber scombrus (Atlantic mackerel)
Lineage: Eukaryota; Metazoa; Chordata; Actinopteri; Scombriformes; Scombridae
Gene: zmynd19
Product: zinc finger, MYND-type containing 19
Exons: 6
Coding region: 128-811 (227 amino acids)
Source: RefSeq, a predicted model, not a curated record
CCCACUUAACGCGAACUGGCAUCGCAGCGGGGCUGAGGGGCUGCCCCCGACGUGUUUUAAACCUGAAUACCGUUUAGGUUUGGAUCCUACGCCUCGCUCUGUCACCGCCUGCCCGUCCGUCCUCCUGAUGUCGGAUUUCAAGCUAGGGAUCGUGCGGCUCGGCCGUGUGGCCGGGAAGACAAAAUACACACUGAUCGAUGAGCAGGACAUACCGCUUGUGGAAAACUACGCCUUUGAGGCGCGCAUGGAGGUCGAUGCAGACGGCAACGGAGCGAAGAUCUUUGCCUACGCUUUCGACAUCGGCAAAGGCCGCUGGGCAGGAAGGCCGUUGCAUGAGCUGCUCUGGGAGAAGCACAGAGGAGGCAUUGCUCCUAGUUUUCAAGUCAUCCACAUCAACUCUGUGACGGUGGACAACCGGCUAGACAACCUGCGGCUGGUGCCGGUCGGCUGGAGCCCCAAACCAGAGGAAAUUUCCAGCAAACAGAGAGAGCAGUCUCUCUACUGGCUGGCCAUCCAGCAGGUACCGGCUGACCCGGUGGAGGAGCAGUAUCUGGAGCUGAGCCGCACACGCUACUACAACGCUAACGGGGAGCUGGUGGAGGAGGAGGAAUGCUCCUGCACAUACUACGAGUGUCAUUACCCUCCCUGUUCACUCAUUGAAAGGAGGCUCCGGGAGUUCAACAUCUGCGGCCGCUGCCAGGUGGCGCGCUACUGCGGCUCCCAGUGCCAGCAGCGGGACUGGCCCGCCCACAAGAAGCAGUGUCGAGAGCGCAAGCGGGUGCUGGCUUUGGAGUCGGAGCCCGAACGAUGAUCUGCCCUCAUCCUCGACUGGGAGAGGAGGAGGCGAGAAAAGGGGGGACAGGGUUUGACUUGUGGGAGGGGAGCGGGGAAUGAAGUGCAAAAUGGGGGCAAAAAAGACUAACGACAGAGGACAAUGUUGGUUGCUUGGUUGUUUGAUGGACUUCGGGGGGCUGAGAAGAUGGAGGAGGGGAAGGAGAAUAAAACAAAAAGACAUCUGCCACUUCCCAGAACUGGUAAUUCUCCAUAGCUUGCUUUCAUGUGGAUGACGGGGGAAAGGUAUUAUUUGUUUUGUUUUUUUGGGGGGGGGGGUUUCUUUAUUUUUCUCGAGGACAGAGGCCCUCGAGCUCUACCUGCUGCUAUGGUUUUUUAUGUGAGGGGUGGGGAGGGGGGGGGGAAGCUGUCUCGUUGAUGAACUGGACAAGCUUCUUUCGGACCACAGUCGAACACGGACAGUUGUCGUCAUCCACUUUAGUUCCUCCACCCAGCCGCCGGGUGUGGUGACGUCUGUGCAAACGGGGGACCCCAGGGGGCUACAGUACCCCUUCGUUCAGCUGGUACAAUGGGACAUGGACCUUUUCACUGUAUCGCUCCCUUUUCUGACCUCUCUGGUGCACACGGCCGCCGCCAUCACAGUCAUCGACACCUUAGCCCACCUCCCUGUUUGUCGUACUCUUCCCCUCCGCAGCCAACCACGACACACAUCAGAUAGAUUUCACUGAUUGAAUCACACUACCAGUAUUGUGUGUGUGUUUGUGUGGGAGCGUGUAUGUGCGUAUGCUUGUGUGUGUGUGUAUGUAUGUGCUGCCAAUAUGUGCUGAAGGACUUUGAAAUGGUCAACACGGGCAAUGGGCAGGGUUAAUGUAUGUCUUUUCUCUUAAAGGGGCCAUAUUACACAGUUUUAAAUGUCAUAUUUAAUCAUAAAUUGAAUUGAUGGGCUAAAAUAUUUUCACUGUUCUAUAAUAAAAGUAGCUGCCAAAUAAAGGCUCUAAUUAUUUUCUAGAUGUUUUCUUGACCCAUUCUUUUAAUUGAUUUGAUCAGAAUAAAUUUUAAUUGGCUAAAAGUAACUGGAAGUAUAGUACAUUUGAUCCCUUUUUUAAAUUGGCGUUUUCAAAAAUAUCCAGUUACUGUUUAAAAAAAGAAAAAAAAAAAAAGAAAAGCUGGUCCUGGUGAUAUUUGGUGAUUUUUGGAUCUUUUUCACAAUCACACAAAAAGAGCAAAGCUUUUUACAUCGAUGGCCGAAUAAGAAAAUGUUCCGGUCUCAAACUAAUCUGAUGUCUACCAAAGUCUGGCGCUCCUCUGUUAACUGGUUUCAAUCCCUCCAGUCAGACUCAGUUUGCUGGUUUUUAAACAGACACUUGUCUUCUCAACGGUAUUUUUGCAUUUGCAGGGUUACGCUAUGUGUUUGUGUGUGUGUGGUUGGGGGGGUUGGGGGGGGGAUAUGUUCGGUUUCUUGUGUGAGAGUUUUGCUCUAAGGGUUAUUUUUUUGAAGAAAUUCUAUCAAUUGAGCUAUAUUUAUUUAAAACAUUUGAUUGUGAAACAUGUUUUUAGUCCUGGUGAUAUUUGAAGGCAAACUCGAAGAAAAGUGGACAAUAUGGGACCUUUUCAUGUCACUUCUUUUUUUUUUUCUUUGUUUUUGGGUGGUGGGGGGGGGGUCUGAACAUUUCGUCCCAGCUACUUGAUUUCUUUCCUGAUCCUGAGUGAAUGAGUCGUCCUCGAUGUCGCCCUUCCAGAUUUUUCCAUGAAAAAAAACAAACACUGCGCACCACCUUUUUGUCACUAAAAUCUUCCACGAGAGCGGAGAGAGAGAGACGUCUUGAAGUGUAAAACUUGAACCCCCGCCCCCCCCCAUCUUUUACACACCUUUGGUAACUUCGAGUUUGGAGAGUGGUUUUAUGAACUGAACCAUUUCCUGCUUUUUGUUUUUCUAAGACACGGCAGUCCGAGUCAAUUUGUUCUGUGUCAACUUUAUCCUCAAUCGCCUGCCUUCCUUGUAUUACCUACAAUGCACACCUGCUUAAUGUGUCCUCUUGUGUCUUAGGUGAGGAGUCCAGACACUUAAUAAGCAUGUAAUACACAGAUGUACAUGCGACUUGUUGAUUGUUUAUUUUGUAUGUGUGUGUGAACAGGUUUUCAACACUGCACUAAAAUUUA